AUGGCGCACCUGACCACUGUGCAGCUGCUGCUCCUGCUGAUGUCGACGGCCGAAUGUGCCCUGUCCAGAGCUCCCCGGGCCAGGACUGAACUCCUCAACAUCUGCAUGGAUGCCAAACACCACAAAGAAAAACCGGGCCCCGAAGACAAUUUACAUGACCAGUGCAGCCCCUGGAAGACGAAUUCCUGCUGUUCCACAAACACAAGCCAGGAAGCGCAUAAGGACAUUUCCUACCUGUACCGGUUCAACUGGAACCACUGUGGAACCAUGACACCAGAAUGCAAACGGCACUUUAUCCAAGACACCUGUCUCUAUGAGUGUUCCCCGAACUUGGGACCUUGGAUUCAGCAGGUGGAUCAGAGUUGGCGCAAAGAGCGGAUCCUUGAUGUUCCCCUGUGCAAAGAGGACUGUCUGCUGUGGUGGGAGGACUGCCGCAGCUCUUUUACCUGCAAGAGUAACUGGCACAAGGGAUGGAACUGGACCUCGGGGCAUAACGAGUGCCCUGUGGGAGCCUCCUGCCAUCCCUUCACCUUCUACUUCCCUACACCUGCUGUUCUGUGUGAGAAAAUCUGGAGUCACUCCUACAAACUCAGCAACUACAGCCGAGGGAGCGGCCGCUGCAUCCAGAUGUGGUUCGAUCCAGCCCAAGGCAACCCCAACGAGGAAGUGGCCAGGUUCUAUGCUGAGGCCAUGAGUGGGGCUGGGCUUCACAGGGCCUGGUCACUCGUGGGCAGCCUGCCCUUAGUACUGCUCUGGAUUCUCAGCUGAGCUCCGGUUACCUUCAGUCGUCUGGAGCGUCACCCUGCCUGGCUCGGCCUCCCAGCUCCCAGCCUGCUGUGUGG
Apodemus sylvaticus (European woodmouse) is the source of this 842-nucleotide messenger RNA. RefSeq names its product folate receptor alpha. The transcript has 4 exons. Gene Ontology annotation, cellular component: external side of plasma membrane. Gene Ontology annotation, molecular function: signaling receptor activity. The coding region runs from base 1 to 768 and encodes 255 amino acids. NCBI's taxonomy places the organism in Eukaryota, Metazoa, Chordata, Mammalia, Rodentia, Muridae. Gene Ontology annotation, biological process: fusion of sperm to egg plasma membrane involved in single fertilization; sperm-egg recognition; cell adhesion. The record is from RefSeq and is a predicted model, not a curated record.